AUGGAGGUUGAUUACUUCACAAAUCUACCAUCAGAAAUCACCACCGAAAUCCUGUCACGCCUCUCUAUGAGAAGCCUUGCUAUCAGCAAAUUCGUUUGCAAAUCAUGGCAUGAUCUGUUUGAUUUCGUCAAAUCCAAAAUCAAAACCCCACCCGCCCUAGUUCUAUUUUACGAGGGUGCACGAUUUUCGAAAUUGAAGACGAAGACGAAGCCGAUCUGGAGAGCCAUGAUCUCCGCAACCAUCCGCUCACAGAUUUGGAGAUCCCUUACGGAAGCACGAUCGAUUGAAGGUAUCACUGCUAAUGGAUUGCUUCUUCUCUACUCACCAUCAGUUAAUGGUAUUUGCAUAUGCAAUCUGAUCACUCGUGAAUAUACUGAGCUUGGUUACCCUGAUGGCUACACUCCGUUCCAUUCGUUGCAAUUGCAAUUUGGAUUCGGUGUGAGCAAAAUAAGUGGGCAACAUAAGGUGGUCUGCAACAAUAAAAACACCGACUGUCAUUAUGUAUACACCGUCGGAACCAGAACAUGGCGGUGCGUUGAAGCCGGAGCUGCUCCUGGUGUCAGGUUCUGGGGUCAACCCAUUUUAUGUAAUGGCAACCUCUAUUGGAGAGUAUUUGAUUCGAGGAUCCACAUAUGGCUUUGCUGUGGUUUUGAUGUUGAAAUAGAAUGUUUUAGCAUCUUCUCUUUUCCUCCCCCUAUAGGAGAUGGAUGGAGGAAUUUAUCUGUUUUGAGGGACUGCCUGUGUUAUUCUUAUUAUAACGGAUGCCAAGAUGAAAUUGUCAUCUGGAUGAUGAAGGAAUACCAAGUCCAUGAAUCUUGGACCACAGAGUACAAGAUGAGUACUAGUGGUUCAGAUUUAUCUUUUCGUGCGACAUGA
This is a messenger RNA of Salvia hispanica, 876 nucleotides long. RefSeq names its product F-box protein At3g07870-like. The record is from RefSeq and is a predicted model, not a curated record. Gene Ontology annotation, molecular function: protein binding. Lineage: Eukaryota; Viridiplantae; Streptophyta; Magnoliopsida; Lamiales; Lamiaceae.